GCCCUGGCUGCCAGUUUCUCGGUUUUCAAUGCGGCGGCUUGACAUCUGCGUUCUGCCCGCCGAGCCGCGACGUUGGUGAGUGAGCAUGACGGCCAGCAGCCGCUCGGCCGCCGCGGAGCCGCCGGGCCUGGAGACCCAGCGGCGGGAGGUCGAGUCUCUGCUGCGGGACUGCGAGCUGCGAGCUGGCGACAGUUGGUACGUGGUGGAGCGUCGCUGGUACGAGCAGUGGAAGGAGUUUGUGGAAACCGGAGACCAGAACUCGUCCUCGUUCCCCGGACAGAUCGACAACACCGAGCUGUUCGAGGAUCUGGACUCGUACCACCUGAAGGAGCGCCUGGUGGAGAACGAGGACUUUGUGUUGGUGCCGGCAGAGGCCUGGCACAAGCUGCUGGCCUGGUACGGCAUGGUGGACGGCCAGCCGGCACUGGAGCGCAAGGUGGUGGACCUGCCCAGCACUCUGAAGGUGGAGGUUUACCCCGUCGAGAUCUUCCUCUGUCUCCAUAGCAACAUGGACAACGCCAUCACCGCACAGUUCAGCCGUGCCGACCGCAUACACUCCAUCCAGCGGGUGAUGUGCCGGGCGUUCUCGGUGCCGCAGGGCUCGGAGUGCCGCCUGUGGAUGAAGAGUUCGGACAGCAGCUGCGAGCGGCUCAGGAACGUGCACGUGAGCGUGCUCGACGCCUGCCUGAGCACGGGCAUGACGGUGAUCAUGGAGAUGAGGAAUGCUGAUGGCACCUGGCCGAGCUCCAGACCACAGAUCAUGAGGAACUCUGUGGAGGAGCAGGACUCGUACCGAGGCCAGCCGGGCGUCUGCGGCCUCACCAACCUGGGCAACACGUGCUUCAUGAACUCUGCCCUGCAGUGUCUCAGUAACACUCCUCCUCUGACGGAGUACUUCCUGCGGAGCUCCUACCUGGAGGAGCUGAACUUCACCAACCCGCUGGGCAUGAAGGGCGAGAUCGCCGAGGCGUACGCCGACGUCAUCAAGCAGAUGUGGUCGGGCCGACACUACUCUGUGGUGCCGCGCAUCUUCAAGACCAAGGUGGGUCACUUUGCGUCUCAGUUCCUGGGCUACCAGCAGCACGACAGCCAGGAGCUGCUGUCCUUCCUGCUGGACGGUCUGCACGAAGACCUGAACCGAGUCAAGAACAAAGAGUACAUCGAGCUGCGGGACGCCGACGGGCGGCCCGACCAGGAAGUGGCGGAGGAGGCGUGGCGUAACCACCGGCGGCGUAACGACUCGGUGAUCGUCGACACGUUCCACGGCCUCUUCAAGUCCACGCUCGUCUGCCCCGAGUGCCGCAAGGUGUCGGUGACCUUCGACCCCUUCUGCUACCUGAGCGUCCCCCUUCCUGUCAGCAAGGACCGAGUCAUGGAGGUCUUCUUCGUGUCGCUGGACCCCAACGCCAAGCCGGUGCAGCAUCGAGUCGUCGUUCCUAAAGCAGGGAAGGUGUCCGACCUCUGCGCCGCUCUGUCCGAGAUGACCAGCAUACCUGCCAGCCAGAUGGUGGUAGCCGAUGUGUUUAACCAUCGUUUCUAUAAGAUCUACAACGCUGAUGAAUCUCUGAGCUGCAUCCUGGACAGAGACGACAUCUUCGUCUACGAGCUGAGCGUGCUCGGGGAGGAGGAGCAGGAGGAGGAGGUGCUGCUGGCCCUCUACCUGCGGGAGCGCUCGCACUACAGGGACUACGGCUCGGGGAGCAACUCGUACGGGACGUCGCUGUUCGGACACCCGCUGCUGCUCAACCUGCCGAGGAGGAGCUGCACCCGCGAGGCGCUCUACACCCUGUUCCUGCAGAGGCUGGCGCGAUACGUACAACCUCCUGACCCAUCUGAGGAGGUGGAGGAAGAGGAGGAGGAGGAGGAAGAGGGGGAGGCGGCGGCGGCGGCAGCGGCGUGCAAGACUCAGACCAACGGCAUCAGCGACGGUAACGUGCCGUCACACGACGAGGAGCAGGAGGACGGGGAGCGAGCCGGCCCCUCCCACACAGACGACUCGCACGGCGACGGCCGACCGGACGGCGGCGCCGCGGCCGAGCCCCGCCCCAACCUCAACCACACCCAGCCCUCGCCGGAGCGCGGCGAGGAGGCGGCCAGCAGCACGUCUGAGGGUGAAGCCGAGCCCUCCUCCCUCUGCGGCGCCAACGCCGUCGCCAACGCUGCCGCCAAUGCCGCCCACAGCGCUAACAGCACCAACGCCUGCGGGAGUGCGAGCGCGAGUGCGAGCGGGAGCGCCAACGCCGAUCACGGCGCACCGUCGCCGCCCGAGCGACCGCCGAGGCCCGGCGAAGCCACGGAGGAGGAAGAGGAGGAGCAGAAGGAGGAGGCGGCGGCGUGCUCGCCCGGCAGCCUGGAGGGCGCCGAGCAGCCGGCCAAGAGGAAGACGUGUCGCAAGAAGAGGAAGUGCCUGUUCACCAUCCAGGCCGUCAACUCCAACGGGACGACCGAGAGAGGGAUGGGAGAGGGAGGCAGCGCCGUGUCCUUCAGCUCUCAGCCCUAUGUGGCCAUCGACUGGGAUCCUGACAUGAAAAAGAGGUUCUACAAUGAAAACGAGGCAGAGAAAUACGUGAAGCAUGGCAGCAUGGAGGUUCCUCAGCAGCAGACCACAGUGCAGCUGCAGGAGUGCAUCGAGCUCUUCACCACUGUGGAAACACUGGAGGAGGAGAACCCAUGGUACUGCCCUGUGUGUAAGAAGCACCAGCUGGCCACCAAGAAGCUGGACCUGUGGUCUCUGCCUGAAGUCCUCAUCAUCCACCUCAAGAGGUUUUCCUACACCAAGUUCUCCAGGGAGAAGCUGGACAGCAUCGUGGACUUCCCACUCAGAGACCUGGACUUCUCCGGCUGCCUCCUGAGGAAGAAUCUGACCAAUGGGGAGCCUCCGAGCCGGUAUGACCUCAUCGCUGUGUCCAAUCACUACGGAGGACUCAGAGACGGACAUUACACCAGCUAUGCGCGGAACAAGGAUAAUGGUCAGUGGUAUUACUUUGACGACAGCAAAGUGACCUACGCAAGAGAAGAACAGAUUGUGACCAACGCUGCCUAUCUGCUGUUCUACCACCGGCAAGACAAGAUCAGAAAACCCACUCUGCCCGCCCCCUCCGCAAGCCCCGCCCCCUCGGCCCAGCCCGCCAACGACAUCACUUCCUGUAGCAACGACGACGCCGAGCCGGGCGCCGCUUCCUGUGUCACCAUGGAAACAGACUGAACGAAUCAGCAAAUGUUUAGUUUUGAUUUGAUUUGAGAUUUUUUUUUUUUUUUUUUUUUUUUUAACACCCCGCCCCCCCUCCAGUGUCGCUUGAUUUUUAAUUUGCUUUUCCUUUGUUAAAAGAACGGGCCUUUUUUUCUUUUGUUUUGUUUUGUUUGUUUUGUUUUUCACUCGUUUUUAUGCCACUGUGUUCUUUCUUUCUUUCUUUCUUUACUUUUCUUUUCUUUUCCGACAACACUUGAACAGCUCUGCCUGUGGGCGGGAGCCUCGCCGCCGCUCUCCGACUCCUCCACCCUUUUAAAACAGAAAAAACUUAACAUUCCUGCAUUUAAAGAUUAUCAUCAUCAUUACUUCAGAUCUUCUCUCCUCCCUUUUCCUCUCAGCUGUGAGCGCCCCCUACCUGCUGCUCGCUCACCGGGCUUUGAACGAUUCGGCUUUUUGAAGGCUGACAUUCUGGAGGUUUAAUUUUCACGCCAAAAGAAUUUACAUGUCCAGUGACGUGACGUGAUGAGAAGCUUCAGGAGCAGAACUUCAGGAGAACGUGGGACACUGAAUGCCGGCAUCGGUCAAACCCCGGUGGAAAUGAGAGGACAGCGAGGAGGAGGAGGAGGAGGAAGAGGGAGGAGCGACCGGCUGGUGAGUUCUCUGUUAGACCAGCCAUCACCUGAACGUCCCGUCAUGCCCUGAAAAUCCCAUCGGCCAGAGAGUUUUGGGCCAGUUCGGUAGAUCUUUAGAACCGCCUCUUUUUCCUCUGAAUCGAGAACUUUGGCGCUCCGAGACGCCGGCUCCCAACGACAACGAGAUCAGGCGACGCCGAAGCUUCCUCACAGACGUCGCCUCCAACCCACGGAUCCAGAAACGGAGUCACUUCACCUCGUUUCCCUUCCUUCGUCGUCCGGUGAAGACGAGGACGCGACUACAGCCGAACCUUUGAGGCAGCGUCGCUCGGCAUCAGCCAAUCACGACCCAGCCGUCGCAUUAUGUCCCGCCCACCCAGACGGUGCGGCAGGCCGGAGCGGCGAGGACACGGGCAACACGCCGAGGCAGCAGAAACAGUCAGCGAUUAUUCCCUUAGUUUUUUUCCUUAAAGUCUAGAAUCUUCUGUGAUGCGUAAACCACCGUCCCUGAUGAAUAUUUUUCAGUUUUUAACAGCUGGAGGUUUGAAAGUUUUUAACGUCAUCUUUGUCCUUCGGUGUGAACGGAGUCUUUCGUUUUCUCGCUCCGCUCCCUUUUCCUCAAGUAACAGAAUGAGGAACGCAGCCGUCUGUCUCGAAAAACAGAUCCAGAAAUGCCGACGAUAAAGGAUUCUUGUCGUGCGUUUUGCUGAUUUCUGUCGCCUCAGAACGUCGCCCGUGUUCCUCGUGUCUCUGUGGAGAACGUCCGAGCGCCGGGGGAACUGCUGGGAUCGGUCGAAUUGAUUUCAGUGAACGGGUUCCCGGUGUGUGGACUGAUUUUUUGGGGGAAGAAGAUGACGAUGAGGAAGAUUCACAGACCAAAAAGCCCAUCCUGUUGUUGUUGUUGUUGGUGAUGCCAAAUGGACCUCUAAUGCUGCAUUCGAGGCGUCCUGGGAAUGGCGAGAAGUCCCACGUACCAUGCUCUCGAACGCCCCUCCCAAUGGGACGUCCCACCUGGGGAACUCGUGUCUGAUCUCUGAACCUCCACCACAACAAGCCCUCUGACGGGGGAAAACUCAAAACAAGCACAUAGGUAUUUUAUAAUGUAAGGUUUUAUCUGAUUCUUCGUCUGUGCUAUUUCAUUUUCAGCACCAACUUUUUUAUAUCGGUCCAAAAAAUGUGGGGUAAAAUUUCGGGCGAUCGCGAGUAAUGAACACCUUCUUUUUUUUGCUCACGAUUCUUUGAUUUUUAGCUUCAGCAGCAGACAUCAGCAGCCUCGUUUGUUUUCCUGUUUUCCAAAGAGGAAGUCUCGAACGCGCCCCGGUGGGAACUGGGAGGUUUAAAUUCCCAGGCGAUUCCCAGGAUUUCUCGAAUGCAGCAUUGGUUUGAGACCCAGGCGCCGGUAUCGCUCGGCCUGGUGUCAGCAGACGUCAGGUGGAAGGUCGAAGUUCGGCUGAAGCCUGGAGUCCACAGGUGGGACGAGCUCGGACCAAGAGGAGUUCCUUCCCCGGCGGACGGAAACUCUGAAGGAACGUCUUCGUCUUCUGAUCCAGUCGCUCCCUGACGGACCGACCGAUCCAGCGUCUUCAUCACUCGUUUGAUACGAUGAAGAUAAGACGUCCUUCCUUUAGUGGCUCUGUGAUUGGCUCAGACAGCAGGUUGAGGUGCGUUCAGGUUCAGGUAGGAAGUUUCCGGUUCCUCUGUUCAGUCACAGGAUCUGGAUCUUCUCAGAGGAAAGUAAAAAAACACAAAAAAAAAAAAAAAACGUGCCAGCAUGUUGAGGUGCCACUCGUCCGAUGCACCUUUUUGGGUUUCGAGGACUUUCCUGAAACAAAAGACAGGAUGUUGAAAUGCGGUGGAUAACUUUAUUUCAAAGUAAAAGCCUCUGGAUCUCAGUCUGGAGGAUCUGCAUGAGAAACAAGUGAAACUCUCUCACCGCGCUGGCGCUUCCUGUCCAAGGCCAAAUGUCUUCUCCACGUUUAGCUGCUGUGAGGAUGAAACGGGUUCCCCGCCGCCGAGCGAGCGCUCUUCACCCGACGCCAAGAUGAACGUCACACACCCGGACGAGAAGGAUGAAGAGCGAAGCCGCGGUUACACGCUGUUGGUGUCGGCGAGGUCGAAUUUAAAUCCUAGUUUUUGUCGGCUUGACGAGUCGAAAUCCGUCAGGCGUCCGACACCGGUCUGAAAUAUGAAAAUUCAGUUUGGUCUUCAAAAAGAAAAAAAAAAAACACUUGGAAAGUUGAGAAUCCUGUCGCGCCGUCUCAGUUUGUGCAUUUUUAAGCCGCUUCACCUUCAGUUUCCCCACAGAACCUGAACACACCGAUGACUUCACCUCUGAGGGGGUUUUCAGUUUCAUUUCAAAAUAAGAGACCUUUUUUUUUUUUUUUUUUUUUAAACUUUCCUGACAGAAAUUAUUUAUGGCAGGAAAUUAACAGAAAAACACAUUAUCAGCAUUGUUCUAUCAAAAGAAAUUAUUUUAAUUACAAAGAUCAGACAGUUGGAAUCACAAGUGUUUCACUUUUUUUUUUUUUUUUUCUUUUUUUUGGUAAUUUUUAGCAGUGAACAUCAGACCUGUUUUCCCCUCCACAUGUGCAAAAAUCUCACUCAAGUCUGGAGAAAAUGUUUAGGAACCAGGGACCAGCCGGAGGGGAUUCUGGGUAAUUUGAGUGUUUAUGAUAGAGAAAGAGAAAAAAAAAAAAAAAAAACACAAAAAAAGAUUUGAUGGUGAACAAAGCAGCCAGGGAUGG
This is a messenger RNA of Myripristis murdjan (pinecone soldierfish), 6566 nucleotides long. It is a transcript of the gene usp11, whose product is annotated as ubiquitin specific peptidase 11. Gene Ontology annotation, biological process: protein deubiquitination. Gene Ontology annotation, molecular function: cysteine-type deubiquitinase activity. The record is from RefSeq and is a predicted model, not a curated record. Gene Ontology annotation, cellular component: nucleus. Bases 86 to 3205 code for a protein of 1039 amino acids. Lineage: Eukaryota; Metazoa; Chordata; Actinopteri; Holocentriformes; Holocentridae. The transcript is spliced from 21 exons.